GUGGAGGUUUCGUACCAUAUGCGCUGGGUUGCGUGCGGAUGUGGUCGGCCGGAGCCUGCUGAGGCGGACGCGGAGGGACGAUCCCACAGCGCCCGCAGCCGCCGCCAUGGGCAAGAAGCAGAAGGGCAAGAGCGAGGACAGUGCCAAAGAUGAUAUUGACAUCGAUGCUCUUGCAGCUGAAAUAGAGGGUGCAGGUGCUGCAAAGGAGCAGGAACCUCAAAAAUCUAAAGGCAAAAAGAAAAAAGAAAAAAAGAAACCAGAGUUUGAUGAAGAUGAUAUCCUGAAGGAGUUAGAAGAACUGUCAAUAGAGACACAAGGAGGCAAAGCUGACAAAGAACCUUCUACGGCUGAGAAUGACAACGAAGAAAUCAGCCUCUCAAAACAAGACAAAAAAAAGAGAGGGAAGGGUAAAAAAGCCAGUUUUGACAAUGACUUUGACAGUGAAGACAUGGAGGAUAAAGAUACGAAAGCUAAAAAGACUCAGAAAACAAAAACAGAAGCACUCUCUUGCAGCGAUGAUGAUGAUUUUGAAUCUUUGCUUAAGAAGGGCAAAGGAAAAAUGCAAAAAUCAAGUAAAAAGCAGGACCUUUCAGAAGAUGAAGCUAACAGUAAGAAAAGUAAAGAGCAUGCGCAGGCAGCAUCCACCGGCGAGAGUGGUGACGAAUCGGAUGAGUUCUCCCGAUCUAAAAAGGGACAAAAGAAAAACCAAAAGGCAAAGCCCAGUCCUGUUGCUGAAAGUGACGAUGAGGAAGAGGAGCCUACAUUCAAAGUAAAAACAAUGGCUCAGAAGAAGGCAGAGAAAAAAGAGCGUGAAAAGAAAAAACGUGAGGAGGAGAAGGCCAAACAGAGAAAACAGAAGGAGAAGGAAGAAACAGAAGGUGGUAAAGAACAGACAAAACAGAAGGAAGUUCCAAAGAAAGGUGAAGAGAUUUCUUCUGACACUAUGACAGCUCCUGCCACAGGAGAGGCUCCUACGACAGCAGAAGCAGAUGACAAUGAGGGGGACAAAAAGAAAAAAGACAAGAAGAAAAAGAAGGUUGAGAAAGAAGAGAAAGAGAAGAAAAAAGGUCCCAGUAAAGCUACAGUGAAAGCAAUGCAAGAAGCCUUGGCUAAGAUGAAAGAAGAGGAGGAAAGGGCAAAAAGAGAAGAGGAAGAGCGUUUAAGACGACUUGAGGAGCUAGAAGCUAAACGCAAAGAGGAGGAACGAUUGGAACAAGAAAGGAAGGAAAGGAAGAAACAAAAAGAGAAAGAGAGGAAAGAGCGUUUGAAAAAGGAGGGAAAGCUUUUAACAAAAUCCCAGCGUGAGGCUAGAGCCAGAGCAGAGGCUACUCUUAAACUACUCCAAGCUCAGGGUGUUGAAGUGCCAUCCAAAGAUUCAGUGCCAAAGAAGAGGCCAAUUUAUGAAGAUAAGAAGAAAAAGAAGCAACAGCAGCAACAGGAAAGCAAAGAAGAAACUGUGGAGGUGACUUCCCCACCUGAAGAAGUUGCAGAACCAGACAUACCAGUACAAGAAGAGACACCACCUCCUGAAGAACCAGUUUUAGAAGAAAAAGAGGAAGAGGAAGUAGAAGACACUGGUUUGGAUGACUGGGAAGCCAUGGUCAGUGAUGAAGACAGAGAAAAAGAAAGCAAACCUGUCCACAUAGAAGUCAAGGAAUCUAAUGACUUGCAAGAGGAGGACGAGGAGGAGGAGGAGGAGGAGGAUGAUGAUGAUGAGGAAGACAGUGAAGAAUCUGAAGAGGGAGAAAGCGAGGGGAGUGAUGAUGAAGAUGAAAAGACUUCAGAUGAGAGAGAAACAGAGUCUCGAGCUAUUGGGAAACAAGCUGUAGAGAAAAAGCGGGGUAAAGAAAUAAGCUCUGAUUCUGAAUGUGAUUCUGAUGAUGAUCGAUCUAAGGAGGAGAGGGCCUAUGACAACGCUAAACGGAGAAUCGAGAAACGACGUGCUGAAAACAGCAAAAAUGUAAACACUGAAAAGCUAAGAGCACCUGUUAUCUGUGUACUUGGACAUGUAGACACAGGAAAGACCAAAAUUUUAGAUAAGCUUCGUCAUACUCAUGUACAAGACAGUGAAGCAGGUGGUAUCACUCAGCAGAUAGGGGCAACUAAUGUUCCCCUUGAAGCCAUUAAUGAACAAUCAAAGAUGGUGAAAAAUUUUGACAGAGAUACCGUAAGGAUUCCUGGAAUGCUGAUAAUUGAUACUCCUGGACAUGAGUCUUUCAGCAAUCUAAGAAAUCGAGGAAGCUCACUUUGUGAUAUUGCUAUUCUUGUGGUUGACAUCAUGCAUGGUUUGGAGCCACAGACAAUUGAGUCUAUAAACUUGCUGAAAUCGAAGAAAUGCCCUUUUAUAGUAGCUCUCAACAAGAUUGAUAGGUUAUAUGACUGGAAAAAAAGCCCUGAUACUGAUGUAGCAGUCACUUUGAAGAAGCAGAAAAAGAACACGCGAGAUGAAUUUGAAGAACGUGCAAAAGCAAUCAUAGUGGAAUUUGCAAAACAGGGCUUGAAUGCUGCCUUGUUUUAUGAGAAUAAGGAUCCCCGCACUUUUGUUUCUCUGGUACCUACCUCUGCUCACACUGGAGAUGGCAUGGGCAGUCUGAUAGUCCUUCUUGUUGAAUUGACACAAACUAUGCUAACCAAGCGACUGGCACAAUGUGAAGAGCUGAGGGCUCAGGUUAUGGAGGUUAAAGCACUUCCAGGUAUGGGUACUACCAUAGAUGUAAUUUUGAUUAACGGACGUCUGAAGGAAGGAGAUACCAUUAUUGUCCCUGGAGUGGAAGGUCCUAUAGUAACUCAGAUUAGAGGUCUUCUGCUACCUCCUCCUAUGAAAGAAUUGCGAGUUAAGAACCAGUAUGAAAAACAUAAAGAGGUGGUUGCAGCCCAGGGGGUAAAGAUCCUUGGGAAGGACUUGGAGAAGACGUUGGCUGGUUUGCCAUUGCUUGUGGCUUACAAAGAGGAUGAAAUUCCUGUUCUCAAAGAUGAAUUAAUACAUGAACUGAAGCAAACAUUAAAUGCUAUCAAGUUAGAAGAGAAAGGAGUUUAUGUCCAGGCCUCUACUUUGGGUUCUUUGGAAGCAUUACUUGAAUUCCUUAAAACAUCAGAAGUGCCAUAUGCUGGAAUUAAUAUAGGUCCUGUCCACAAAAAGGAUGUAAUGAAGGCAUCAGUUAUGUUGGAGCAUGAUCCCCAAUACGCUGUAAUUCUGGCAUUCGAUGUGAGGAUCGAACGGGACGCUCAAGAAAUGGCUGAUAGCUUAGGAGUUAGAAUUUUUAGUGCAGAAAUAAUUUAUCACUUAUUUGAUGCCUUUACAAAAUACAGGCAAGACUACAAAAAACAGAAACAGGAAGAAUUCAAGCAUAUAGCAGUAUUUCCUUGUAAGAUGAAAAUACUCCCUCAGUUUAUUUUCAAUUCCCGUGACCCAAUAGUGAUGGGCGUACUUGUGGAAGCUGGCCAGGUGAAGCAGGGGACUCCCAUGUGUGUCCCUAGCAAAAACUUUGUGGAAAUUGGAAUAGUUACAAGCAUAGAAAUAAAUCAUAAACCCGUGGAUGUUGCAAAAAAAGGCCAAGAAGUCUGCAUUAAAAUAGAACCGAUUCCUGGUGAAUCACCUAAAAUGUACGGACGACACUUUGAAGCAACAGAUAUCCUUGUCAGUAAGAUCAGUCGUCAGUCCAUUGAUGCUCUGAAGGACUGGUUUAGAGAUGAAAUGCAGAAAUCUGACUGGCAGCUUAUUGUAGAGCUGAAGAAAGUAUUUGAAAUCAUCUAGAAAAUUUUUAAACAAUGGGCAGGCUGGAAUAAACUCACUAUUCCUAUUGUGAAAAUCACCAACAAAGUCAAAAUAUUGAAGAUGCUGUUGGACUUAUGUUUUGGGAGGAAAAUAAGUUGAUAAAUGUUUUCCAUGAGAAACCAAGAAACUUACACUGGUUUGACAGUGGUCAAUUUACAUGUUCCCACGGUUCCAAUGUGCCUGUUCACCUUCCCUUAUACUGGCUGCUGUUUUAAAGUUUGCCCUUCUUCCUUCCAUGUUCUCCCCCCAAAUAAAAAUUUUUAUUACAGAACUAAAACUCUUUCACUUUUAUACUGAUGAAACCAGUACUGCAGUAUUGAUUAACCAAGCUUCUGCAGACUUUGAUUCUUGGAUGUUUUUGAUGUAAGAAAUACUUCUUUAUUUAUGCAUACCUCUUCCUUUUUUUUCCGUCUCUCUCCCCUCAGCAUUCUCUUAUGCGUUGUGCCUAUAGACAUUUUUUAAAAUAGAAAAUUAGGUAAUUAGAUUUCUGUAUUUGCUUUGUGUGAAACAAUGUAAAGCAUUAGCUGGCCACCUUUUAUUGCUUGUACAGUUCAUGAAAAAUCAACUUUAACCUGUAAUCAUUACAAUGCAGAGCCACAAAUAAAGGAAAUGGACGCUC
This is a messenger RNA of Alligator mississippiensis (American alligator), 4394 nucleotides long. It is a transcript of the gene EIF5B, whose product is annotated as eukaryotic translation initiation factor 5B. The record is from RefSeq and is a predicted model, not a curated record. Gene Ontology annotation, molecular function: translation initiation factor activity; GTP binding; GTPase activity. The transcript is spliced from 24 exons. The coding region runs from base 107 to 3754 and encodes 1215 amino acids. NCBI's taxonomy places the organism in Eukaryota, Metazoa, Chordata, Crocodylia, Alligatoridae.